CAGAGAAUCGAAUUGUGACUCCUUUUGCGUGCUCGCUGAUCGACCGUGCUGUUGCAGCAAAGAACGAAGGGAAGGUUGGCUCUGCAGCAGCAGACAGGUUUCGAAAUUCGGCAAGAUGGUUCUCUCUCAGAGAGAAGCAGAUGUGCAGAUGAUGCUCGCUGCCGAUGUGCAUCUCGGCACCAAGAAUUGCGACUUUCAGAUGGAGCGGUACGUCUGGCGCCGCCGAACUGACGGUAUUUUCAUCAUCAACUUGGGCAAGACCUGGGAGAAGCUGCAGCUCGCUGCCCGCGUCAUUGUGGCCAUCGAGAACCCACAGGACAUCAUCGUGCAGUCCGCUCGCCCUUACGGACAGAGGGCCGUCCUUAAGUUCGCCCAGUACACCGGCGCUCAGGCCAUCGCCGGUCGCCACACUCCAGGAACUUUCACCAACCAGCUGCAGAACACCUUCAGCGAGCCUCGCUUGUUGAUUUUGACUGAUCCCAGAACCGAUCACCAGCCCAUCAGAGAAGCGGCCUUGGGUAACAUUCCCACAAUUGCUUUCUGCGACACGGACUCGCCCAUGCGACAUGUUGACAUUGCUAUCCCCGCUAACAACAAGGGUAAGCACAGUAUCGGAUGCUUGUUCUGGCUCUUGGCAAGGAUGGUCCUGCAGAUGCGCGGAACCAUCACUCCCACUCGCCCAUGGGACGUUAUGGUUGAUUUGUUCUUCUACCGUGAGCCCGAUGAAACCAAGGACCGCGAGGAGGAGGAAGGUGGCCCAGCUGAGUUCACCGCCACUGAGUAUGUUCCACCGUCUGCUCUCGUGGCCACCGAAGGUCAAUGGGAGGGUGUUGAGGCCGGACAAUGGGAGGCUGAAGGCGCUGCAGUUCCCGCCGUGGCACUGCCUCCUGGUGUUGCCCCCGCUGAGUGGGUGGCCGCCGCCCCACCGGCUGCAGCUGGCUGGGAGACUGCCCCUGUUGCUGCCCCCUACGUCGCCCCGACUGUCGUCCCCACAGGUUGGGAGGCUGCCCCCGCCGUUAACGGAUGGGAGCCACUUCUAUAAACCAAUUUUGCUAUCGGAAAAAUGUCAAAAUGUUGACAGCAGAACAGGUCAUUUAGCGUCCUACAAAUGUUUUUACUCAUUGCCGGCUUAUUCAUCCAACACACUCAUCUACAAGAUUGUGCCUGAGAUUGUCCACUUGUCGUGCCUAAGCCCUCACAUUUAAUCGAUGCAAUAUUUGUACAGA
Marchantia polymorpha subsp. ruderalis is the source of this 1226-nucleotide messenger RNA. Lineage: Eukaryota; Viridiplantae; Streptophyta; Marchantiopsida; Marchantiales; Marchantiaceae. The record is from the annotation of a GenBank genome assembly.